Messenger RNA from Caenorhabditis elegans, 3681 nucleotides. RefSeq names its product Protein vav-1 (gene vav-1). Gene Ontology annotation, biological process: intracellular signal transduction. Gene Ontology annotation, molecular function: guanyl-nucleotide exchange factor activity. Lineage: Eukaryota; Metazoa; Nematoda; Chromadorea; Rhabditida; Rhabditidae. The transcript has 18 exons. The record is from RefSeq and is marked reviewed. Bases 67 to 3090 code for a protein of 1007 amino acids.
GGAAACCUUCCAACAUUAGAAUUUCAAUCAGUUGAAUGGAUUGGUAAUUUGAUAAAUUGGAAAACAAUGUCGCGCCGCAGCACAACAACAUCCACUAAUUUUGGGCUCUCGUGGAGCCUCGUCGAUGUUAUUUCAAGUAGUACCGCAGUUUUUAAGGUGCCCAUGAACGGCGGGUGCGAUCUCUGGAUUGGGUGCGCCCGAUGGUUGCGUGAUAUGAAAGUGCUCACAACGGAUAAAAAUGGGACAAUGCUUGAAUUUGCUUCUGUUCUCAGAGACGGAAUUCUCCUCUGCCGUCUUGCCAAUACUUUGGUACCCAAUGGAAUUGAUCAGAAGAAAAUUAUGCGGACAAAUCAGCCGUCACCAUUUCUUUGCUGCAAUAACAUUAAUUACUUUGCAAUGUUCUGCAAGACAUAUUUCAAUUUGGAAGACGCCGAUUUGUUCACAGCUGAGGAUUUGUAUUAUAUGAAUGGAUUCCAAAAAGUUUUGAAGACAUUGUCAUUUCUUUCGCAUACCAAAGAAUCACUCAGUAGAGGUGUAGACCCGUUUCCCGAUACCGACAAUAACCAAGAAGGAACAUCAAAUGGAUCGGAAUUUGAGGACGAUGUGGAAAUUUAUCAGUCUCUGCAUGACAACAUUGAAAAUGUUGACCCAAACAGGACAAUAUAUGGCCCAAUCACAAGUGCGGAUCCAGAAGAACAACAAAGUGAGCAGUUGUAUGAUCGGAUAGUAACUAAUCGAAAACCUAGUAUGAAUGAAAACGAUCUUCAAAAUACACCGACGUUAAAACGAAAUCGAUGUAUUCGUGAACUUUACGAUACGGAGAAGAAUUACGUGGCACAGGCACUUGUGACAAUAAUCAAGACAUUUUAUGAGCCACUGAAAGGAAUAAUUCCCACGAGUGACUACAAUAUUAUUUUUGGAAAUAUUGAAGAAAUUAAUGUAUUGCAUACAGCGCUGCUGGCAGAUUUAGAAUAUCCUGUAAAAGUGGCGUUAGGGUUAUCAGAUGCAACUCCUCCAAGACCGAUAUCAUUGAAUGAAUGUGUUCCACAGACGAUUGGAGAGGUUUUCAUCAAAUACCGAGAUCAGUUCCUUGCGUACGGAAAAUACUGCAGUAACCUUCCAGACAGUAGAAAACUGAGCAACGAGCUUCUCAAAACCAAUGAGUUCAUCUCCAGGAAUAUUAAUGAGUUGACAGCACAAGGAAACUGCAAAUUUGGAAUGAACGAUCUCUUGUGUGUUCCAUUUCAACGCCUCACAAAAUAUCCACUAUUGUUAAAGGAGCUACAAAAAAAGACGGAUUUGGCUAGCCCGGAUCGGAAGUCUUUGGAAGAAGCUGUCGAAGUAAUGGAGGAUGUCUGCAACUACAUUAAUGAAGAAUCUCGAGACACAAAUGCAAUAAAAGUGAUUGACGAAAUCGAGCAAAGCAUCACCGACCUAUCCAUGCCACUGAACGUUAAACUUCACGACUACGGACGAGUGAACCUAGACGGAGAAGUAAAAAUGGCGGAAAGCACGUUAACUCAAGCUGGAAAACCUAAGCAACGCUAUAUUUUCUUGUUCGACAAGGUUAUUGUGGUAUGCAAAGCUGCGAACAAAGUGAUGGCAGCGAAAACUACAGGAGCAUCUGCAAGAACAAACACAUUUACUUACAAGAAUGCCUAUGUGAUGUCAGAACUUACCAUUGAUAAAAAUGCAUCGCUUGAUGUAAAAUCUGGUGGAACAAUUACGCGAAGAACACAAUACGUGAUUAUAAUGACCCGCGAUAGAAAUGAGAAUAAUGAAAUCACCCAGUUGACGUUUUAUUUCAAGAAUGAAGCUACUAGAAACAACUGGAUGACUGCAUUAUUGCUGUCCAAAUCAAAUGUUUCCCCUACGGAUUAUCUUCGAGAUACAAAUCACAAAGUGGCAUUUCAUUCUUUCCGGGUAGACGUUAAGAAUCCAGCAACAUGUGAUGUUUGUGAUAAAUUGAUGAAAGGACUGCAAUAUCAGGGAUAUAAGUGCGAAUCUUGCAACAUGUCAAUGCAUAAGGAGUGUUUGGGACUGAAAAAAUGCGAAGCUGUUCGGAAAUCAACGCACGAAACACGAAGUUCACAGAGCUUCAACUGUAACAGACCCCGUUUUCAUAUUCACGAAGGGGAUAUUGUGGUGGCCAACUCCAACUCAACUCCAUCCGACCUUUCCUAUCUUCAGUUUGCAAAAGGCGAUCGCAUUGAAGUGAUCAAAAUGCAGGGACAUAAUCGGUUCACUGGUUGCCUCAUCAAUAAUCGCAACAGAACGGGCCUUGUUCAUCUAGACCACGUUUCACAGUCAAGAACAACGUCAAUGAUUGGACUCAGCCCAAUUGAUUCGCCUGCUGGAUCGAUCGCACCGCGUGUCGUUCGGAAUGAAUCGACGGUGUUGCCGAAUAAAUUGUUAUCUGAUGGAAGCUCACGGAGCCUUAGUGGACCACACGGAAGCAGAAGUUCCCGUAACUCAUCAUCAUCUACUAUUAACGGCUCGAUGGAUUCGGUGCCACGUCAGCAAGACUAUGUUAAUACGGAAAUAUCGGAAUUCCUAUGGUACAUGGGAGAAAUGGAACGAGCAAAAGCCGAAAGCACGUUAAAAGGAACUCCAAACGGAACGUUUUUGGUCCGAUACAGUAAGAAUCGAAAGCAAACCGCUAUCAGCUUGAGUUAUAAAAAUGAUGUGAAGCAUAUGAUCAUUGAGCAAAAUUCGGACGGUAAAGUGUAUCUGGAUGAAGAUUACAUUUUCAAUUCAACAGUGGAGCUUGUGCAAUAUUAUCGCAGUAACAAUUUGAUUGAAAUUUUUGCUGCUCUUGACACGUGCCUCAAAAAUCCAUAUUCCCAAUGCAAGGUUUUCAAAGCUGUUCAUGACUACGAUGCUCCUUCACCAAACAACGAAGGCAAAUUUCUAUCAUUUAAAACUGGUGACAUUGUUGUUCUACUGGACACUGUUGGUGAGGAUCGUGGAUGGUGGAAGGGCCAGGUGAACAAUAAGUCUGGCUUCUUUCCUUUGAGUUACGUGAAACCAUACGAUCCGGCCACAGAAGGGAGCAGUAGUCCCGUAACACCAACUUCUUCUAGCUCCUGAUCCUUUUUUUAAAUCCAGAACAAAUAUCAAAACUUGCCAAUAGGAAUUAUGUUUAGCGCACGUUAGUCUUUUUCUUCCUUUUUUUCAAGUUAUGUCACCCUUAUUCAAAUCUCAUGAGUGUUACGUGUUUAGUUGUCCAAUUUUUGAUUUUAAUAAUUGAUUUUUUUAACGACUCUCUUUUACAAAACAAAUUGCCUGACCCUUGUCUUUUAUAUUUUAAAUUUCAACAAAAUAACUUCAACAACGCCAUCAAAACUUGUGAUUCCAUCUUUAAUUUCCUCAUUUUCUUCCUCCCACCUAAUCAGCUCUACUUCAAAAGUUUUGUUUUUCUGUAAUUCUGAGUGUGACAGCGCUAGUCAUUAAAUUGUCCAUUUUUGUUAUCACACAAGCUUUUAUUUCAUCAGCCACAUCAUUUGUAGUCCGGUUCUUCUUAAAUCCCUUAUAACUUCACUUUCGUUUCCUUCUUAAUAUUUUGCUCCAAUUGUAAUGAUCAACAUUGUCGAGUCCGUUACUUUUUUGUAUUUUUUUUUCAAAGCUUCACAUUUGAACUUGGCUGUGUUUGUUGUAAGAACAUAUAAACGACUUCUGUCU